Molecule: messenger RNA, 2942 nt
Organism: Quercus lobata
Lineage: Eukaryota; Viridiplantae; Streptophyta; Magnoliopsida; Fagales; Fagaceae
Product: zinc finger BED domain-containing protein RICESLEEPER 1-like
Exons: 2
Coding region: 232-2208 (658 amino acids)
Molecular function (GO): protein dimerization activity; DNA binding
Source: RefSeq, a predicted model, not a curated record
UCCAUAGCUACUUCGUGCCUCCGGAGUCCUGAACUCGUCUCAACUGCGCGCCUUCUUACCAAAAUCACUCCUAUUUCCAAUUCCAUAUUAGCCUCUCACUCUCUCUCUCUCUCUCACUGAAAACCCCCAAUCAAAACCCUAACCCUAAUUCUGCUCGGCUCUCUGCAACUGCAACAUCCACUUUGGUUUUCUGCUCAAUUCUCCAUCGUGGUGAAAGAUUGGCUUCAUGAAAUGGAUUUGUCAGAUGCAGUAAUAGUCAAUUCUAGCAGAUUGAAAUCUGUUGUAUGGAAUGACUUUGAUAGGGUUAAAAAGGGUGACACCUGUGUGGCCGUUUGUAGGCAUUGUAAGAAGAGACUUAGUGGAUCAAGUACUAGUGGAACAUCACAUUUGCGGAAUCAUUUGAUUAGGUGUCAGAGAAGAUCUAACCAUGGCAUAGCUCAAUAUAUUACAGUGAGGGAAAAGAAAAAGGAAGGAGUCCUUGCUCAUGCAAAUUUCAAUAUGGAUCAAGAGCAGAGAAAGGAUGAAAUGCUUAACCUUGUGAAUGUUAAAUUUGAGCAAGAUCCGAUGAAAGAUGAGACUGUUAACACUGGCAACAAUAACUUCGAUCAAAGACGAAGUCGACGUGAUCUUGCUCGCAUGAUCAUUUUACAUGGCUAUCCAUUGGCCAUGGCAGAGCAUUUCUGGUUUAGAGUAUUUGUUAAAAAUUUGCAGCCACUUUUUGAGUUUGUUACGUUGGACAUAGUUGAGGCUGAUUGCAGGGAUAUCUAUGUGGAAGAGAGGCAAAAGGUGAGUGAAGUGUUGGAUAAACUGCCUGGUAAAAUCAGCCUCAGUGCUGACUUGUGGGCUACUUAUGCAAAUGCUGAGUGCUUGUGUUUGACGGCACACUACAUUGAUGAAUCUUGGCAGUUAAAGAAGAAGAUUCUAAAUUUUGUUAUGGUUGAUCAUUCCCAUACAGAAGACAUGCUUUCAGAGGUUAUCAUGUCAUGUCUAAUGGAUUGGGAUAUUGACCGUAAGUUAUUCUCCAUGACUUUUGAUAGUUCUUCUACCAAUGACAACAUCGUCUUUAGAAUCAGAGAUCGGCUGUCCCAGAAUAGGUUUCUUUAUUGCAAUGGUCAAUUUUUUGAUGUACGCUGUGCAGCAAAUGUUAUUAAUUUGAUGGUUCAAGAUGCCUUGGAAGCACUAUGUGAGGUAACCCAUAAAAUUCGGGAAAGCAUACAAUUCUUUAAAAGUGCAGAAGCAAUGCAAGCAAAGUUUAAUGAGGUGGCUCAAGAAGUUGGAGUUCAGAGUAAAAGGCCCUUAUGUUUAGAUAAUUCAUCACAAUGGAACUCGACAUAUGUUAUGCUUGAAGUAGCCUUGGAGUACAGGGAGGCUUUUUCUCUUUUGCAAGAAAAUGACACUGUCUAUACAAUGUGUCCAUCUGAUAUAGAGUGGGAGAGAGUUACUUUAGUUACCAGUUACUUGAAGCUCUUUGUUGAGGUUGCUAAUGAGUUUACAAGGUCUAAGUCUUCAACUGCAAAUAUAUAUUUUCCCGAGCUCUGUAAUAUUCACUCGCAGUUGAUUGAAUGGUGUAAGAAUUCAGAUGCUUGUAUUAGUUCUUUGGCAUCAAAGAUGAGAAGCAAGUUUGAAGAAUAUUGGGACAGAUGCGGCUCAGGUUUAGCAGUUGCAGCCAUGUUAGAUCCUCGAUACAAGAAGAAAUUGGUUGAGUAUUACUAUCCACUAAUCUAUGGUAGUAGUGCUUCAGAACGUAUUGAUGAUGUCUUUCACUGUGUCAAGGAACUUUAUAAUGAACAUUCUAUCUGCUCACCGUUAGCUUCUAUUGAUCAAGGUCUAGCCUGGCAAGUGGGUGGUGGUGCCCGUUGCUCAGCUGCUUCUAGGGAUAGGCUGAUGGGGUUUGACAAAUUCCUUCACGACACUUCUCAGAGUGAAGGCACAAAGUCGGAUCUGGACAAGUAUCUAGAGGAGCCCCUCUUUCCUCGUAGUCCUGAUUUUAACUUAUUAAAUUGGUGGAAAGUACAUACUCCUAGGUAUCCUAUCCUAUCUAUGAUGGCACGCAAUGUGUUAGCAACUCCCAUGUCGAAACUUGCUUCAGAGUUUGCAUUCAGCACUGAAAGAAGAAUGCUUGAUCGUGAUUGGAGUUCACUAAGUCCAGAAACAGUCCAAGCUUUGAUGUGUUCUCAAGAUUGGAUACGCAGUCAAAUAGAAAGUUAAGUCUUUUUCCCGAUUUAAAUGUCACUAUUCUGGGUAAACUCUACUGUCACUGAGCUUUCUUUUCUUGUGUAUUACAAUAGAUCAUCUACGGCAGUGUCAAAGUUUCCCCUGUCUGCAUAUCUGAUGCAUGGUAAUGAGUUAAUUUUUAUGGUUGUCUAGUCUAGUUUAAAUCAUCACCUACAGUAUUAUUCUCUCCAUUAUUCAAAUUCAUUUGAUCGUCCUCUUAAAUGUUUUUUUUUUAAAAUUAAAAAAAGUAACUUAAAAAUUAAUCUGUUGCCUUUCCAAUUUUUUCUUGCUUCAUCUGAUAAGCCAAAUCUUCCAACCCCAGUCCUCCAUUGAAGAUGGGUGUUGACUCGUAUGGGAAGGUAAAGCCUGAAAGGUUCAGAUUUGAUUUGAGAUAGUUAAUGGGGUGGCCAUCUGGUGGUGGUGGUGCAGCAAAUCUUAUUUCUUUUUCACCCUAUGAGUUAGAUAUGACAAAUUUGUAGUAGUCCUCUAGUGGGCCUCCUCUCUCUCCCUCAUCAUGCAAACUUUUUAGAUGUCCAUCAUGCGUAUCAGUCGUAGCAAUCAAUCACCUCUCUCUUUAGGGCGUUGAAUUCUUGAUCAAGAUAUCUAGUCUACUAGUACUAGAGUAAUGAUAGGUUUUGUUACCAUAUUUGUUCACAAUUUGUUAGAACGAUAAAUAUUAUCAUUGUAAUAUCACUUUUACGAAAAAAAAAAAAUAUUGGGUGAGAUGG